AUGGCGACCGCGGAAAGGCUUCCUAUAGAGUUAUUGCUUCAUAUUUUUGAGCUUGCUGUCGAGAAUGAGUCGCUGUUUGAUCAUGCAUUGCCGACCUCGAUGGUAGAGUCGUCUUGGGUCAAGUCGGAGACGUACCACGGAUGUCGAUGGUGGCUGAAGUCGCCGCAAGAAUCUUUGGAUGCGAUGCAGAAGAUGUCCUAUUACACUGCAAAGGCUAUCAUCGCUACGUGCAAAGCAUGGAGAUCGCUAGGUUCAGAGGUGCUCUUCCGAUUCCUCCACUUCACGAACCCUACAUGCCUGCUUCAGGUCUGUUCGAUAAUGGAUCGUGACCACACCUUAGGAUGGCGGACGAAACGGCUCCAGAUCUCCCGGUAUUAUGCAAGCUACGGUGCCACCAUGGACGAGAUGCAAAACUCCCUCAUAUCUAUUAUACAGCACUGUCCAAAUCUAGAGAUAUUCGUAGCGACAUGGCCAAUACCAAGUGCGCUCACUGCUGUCAUUGACGCACUUUGUACGUUCUGCUCAAAUGCGUUGCGCACGAUUCACCUGCACAUACCAAAUACCAGUGUAGCCAAAGCCAUCCUCAUGCUAGAAUUUCUCCCAAACCUCUCGAGCCUCCACCUCGAGGUUGAUGGACCUCCCGUGGAGAGUUCCGAGCUGGGGUCAGCUUCCAAUCUGACUCUUGUGCUGCCGGCUCUUCGCCAGUUAUCGCUGAAAGGGCUCUUCCAAGACUUCCUGGAGCAGGCCACAGGAUGGGACCUGCCUGCUCUAGAAACGGUCUCGCUCGACUUUCUCGGCCAUCGUGAGGAUCUUCCGGACAUCAUGGAAUUCCUCGCCAGUCAUGGCCCCAAGCUGACUUAUCUCGACAUCAACUGUAUCCCUCCCCUCGAUGUAGCGACCAUCCUCGAUCUGUGUCCUUUACUCAAGACAUUCGCCUUCAACUUCGAUUGGCGCCUGGAGAGCGCCGAAGGCGAAAACUUCGGUGUCGGCACUCUUGUCCAUCGGCCCCACCAGAACAUCGCGACGAUCGGAUGUCAUCAGCUCCUCCACGCUUUCGGCGUUGGCGAGGCAGCAAAGUAUACCCAUGUCGAUCCAUUUGCCACGUACAUCAUCCGGCGUCGCAACGAUAUGAACUUCGCAACUCUGAGGAAGAAAGACUUCCCCCGUUUGCAGCGGGUGCGAGUGCUGAGCCGCACGCUUCUCCGGGACCUUGAAAGCGCUAAUGGACCCGAUGGCAUGAGCUUUAAGCGCUGGGAACAGUGGUGGGAGCAGUGCACAUCGCAAGGGAUCCGGCUGGAGGAUUGUACGGGGAACCUGCUGGGCAAUUUACCUGAGGUCGAAGAGUAUGAGGAUGAAGAAGAGGUUGAGGAGAGAAAGAUGGAGCCCUUCCGGGAAUUGCUACAACAAUGCCGGCAAAUGUCUACCACUCAGUAA
This is a messenger RNA of Laetiporus sulphureus 93-53, 1434 nucleotides long. RefSeq lists its product as uncharacterized. Lineage: Eukaryota; Fungi; Basidiomycota; Agaricomycetes; Polyporales; Laetiporaceae. The record is from RefSeq and is a predicted model, not a curated record. The coding region runs from base 1 to 1434 and encodes 477 amino acids. The transcript has 2 exons.